AGAGAGGACUCUCGCUCCUCGUCGUCCACAAACUCGCCCGCCCCGGCCGACAAUGAAGAGUCCGACUUCUUCCUGGUGACCAACGACUCCCAGUCCUCCCUUGGCGUGCCCAACUUCCAGGACAUGCAGGUCGACGACACCUGCUGGCCACCCAUCAACAGGCUGCCCAACGAGAUCCUCAUCGGCGUCUUCUCCAAGCUGGGCUCGACCUCGGACCUGUACCACUGCAUGCUCGUCUCCAAGCGAUGGGCCAGAAACGCCGUCGACCUGCUAUGGCACCGGCCCGCGUGCUCCAACUGGGGGAACCACCGCAGCAUCUGCCAGACGCUGGGCCUGGAGCAGCCCUACUUCCAUUACCGCGACUUCAUCAAGCGGCUUAACCUCGCCGCCCUCGCUGAUAAGGUCAACGAUGGCAGCGUCAUGCCUCUCGCCGUCUGCUCCAGGGUCGAGCGCCUGACGCUGACCAACUGUCGAAACCUGACCGACACGGGCUUGAUUGCUCUGGUCGAGAACAGCUCGUCCUUGCUGGCCCUGGACAUAUCCAACGACAAGCACAUUACUGAGGAAUCCAUCAAGGCCAUCGCCAGCCACUGCAAGCGUCUUCAGGGCCUCAACAUCUCGGGCUGCGACAACAUCUCCAACGACAGCCUGCUUACGCUGGCACAGAACUGCAAGUAUAUCAAGAGGCUUAAACUAAACGAAUGCAUCCAAAUCCGCGACAAUGCCGUGCUUGCCUUUGCCGACAACUGCAGAAAUAUCCUUGAAAUCGAUCUUCACCAGUGCGUCCAGAUCGGAAACGGCCCCAUCACGGCCCUCAUGUCCAAGGGACACAGCCUUCGCGAGCUGAGACUCGCCAACUGCGAACUGAUUGGCGACGACGCCUUUCUCUCCCUACCGCCGACUCAGCUCUACGAGCACCUGCGGAUUCUCGACCUGACCUCGUGCAGCCGCCUCACUGACGCAGCGGUUGCCAAAAUUAUCGAUGCGGCGCCUCGGCUGCGAAACCUGUUGCUCUCCAAGUGCCGGAACAUCACAGACGCUGCCAUCCACUCCAUCUCCAAGCUGGGCAAGAACCUUCACUACGUCCAUCUGGGCCACUGCAGCCUCAUCACCGAUGAUGGAGUCAAGCGUCUGGUAACCCACUGCAACCGCAUCCGCUACAUCGACCUGGGCUGCUGCACGCUCCUCACCGAUGCGUCGGUCAAGUGCCUGGCCGGCCUCCCCAAGCUGAAGCGCAUAGGCCUGGUAAAAUGUAGCAUUAUUACAGACGCCUCUGUCCUUGCGCUUGCCGAGGCAGCUCAUCGCCCUCGGGUCAGGAGGGAUGCCAAUGGAAUGUUUGCUGGCGGCGAAUAUUUCUCUCCAAGCUUGGAGCGGGUGCAUCUCAGCUACUGUAUUAACUUGACUCUCACUAGCAUCAUAAGACUCCUCAACUCGUGCCCACGUCUCACCCAUCUCAGCUUGACUGGCGUGGCAGCCUUCCAACGAGACGAGUUCCAGCCGUUUUGCAGAACAGCACCACCAGAGUUUACACAGCACCAGCGGGACGUCUUCUGUGUCUUUUCCGGCAACAUGGUAUCCAAGUUCCGCGACUUCUUAAACACUUCACCGCAGUACGAAGCUCUCCGAGAGAGCCUCUAUCCGAGAUAUGCUAGCCACAUCAGAGCAUUCACUGCGCGUCGAGGUGGUGUAUACCCUACUACUGUGCCGACUCCGGAUGGCGAGAACUUUGAUGACGAAAUGAAUUUCGAGGACAACGACUUCGAGGGCCUAGAUACCAGUGAAAUGGUUGUAGAUACCCAGCAGAACCUGCCU
Messenger RNA from Trichoderma atroviride IMI 206040, 1812 nucleotides. RefSeq lists its product as uncharacterized. Gene Ontology annotation, molecular function: protein binding. Lineage: Eukaryota; Fungi; Ascomycota; Sordariomycetes; Hypocreales; Hypocreaceae. The record is from RefSeq and is a predicted model, not a curated record. Gene Ontology annotation, cellular component: cytoplasm.